This is a messenger RNA of Pelecanus crispus (Dalmatian pelican), 1232 nucleotides long. It is a transcript of the gene OGN, whose product is annotated as osteoglycin. Gene Ontology annotation, biological process: articular cartilage development; bone development. Gene Ontology annotation, molecular function: protein binding. The record is from RefSeq and is a predicted model, not a curated record. Gene Ontology annotation, cellular component: extracellular matrix. NCBI's taxonomy places the organism in Eukaryota, Metazoa, Chordata, Aves, Pelecaniformes, Pelecanidae.
UCACAAAGAAAGUAUUCUCCAUAGUCAACACACGAGCAGAUCUCCACCGGCUCAGUGAAAGCCAGAUACAUUGUUCUGUGCAAGAAUGAAGACUUUGCAGACUACUUUUUUCUUGUUUGUGUUUGUACCUUUGGUAAAUUCAGCACCACCUAUACAGCAAGAAUCACUCCAGUUUUAUGAGUAUGAUACAGAUGUUACCAUGGGAAGCCUGAUCCAACAAGAUUAUGAAAUGCAAUCCAAGGAUAUAAGAAAGGAUGGAACAAAUGUUUCUCUUGACACGUCCCUAAGACUGCAAGGGGAUGACAGCGAACGCGAUGUACCACCAACAAAGGAUACAAAUUUACCUACUUGUCUGCUCUGUGUGUGUUUAAGCGGAUCAGUGUACUGUGAGGAAAUAGACAUCGAAGCUGUACCCCCACUGCCAAAGGAAACAGCAUAUCUUUAUGCACGAUUUAACAAAAUAAAAAGGAUAGCAGUCUCAGAUUUUGCUGACAUUACUACCUUGAGAAGAAUUGAUUUUAGUGGAAACAGGAUAGAAGAAAUAGAAGAUGGAGCCUUUUCAAAGCUUCUGUUAUUGGAAGAACUUUCUCUUGCUGAAAAUCGACUUAUAAAACUUCCUGUUCUACCUCCCAAACUAACAACAUUUAAUGCAAACCAAAACAGAAUCAAGAGCAGAGGAAUCAAAGCAAAUGCCUUCAAGAAGCUGACAAAUCUGGCCUACCUCUACUUAGGACAUAACGCACUGGAAUCUGUUCCCCUUAACUUACCAGAAAGUCUGCGUAUUCUUCACCUUCAGUACAACAAUAUUACUACAAUCACCGAUGACACAUUCUGCAAAUCUAAUAACACGCGUUACAUCCGCACACAUAUGGAUGAGAUAAGGAUGGAAGGCAAUCCGAUCCUCUUGGCAAAGCAUGUUAAUGCUUUUUCCUGCUUGAGAACACUGCCUGUUGGAACAUACUACUAGCCACUACUUACGUAAUUAUACAUGCCAAAACUUAAAUAUGGUAACAGAAGAUGAUUCUUUUUCCUCUGUUUACACGUUUAUAUCCUCUCCCUUACUAAUGCCGUUUUCCCUGCAUACACAGAACCUUUUACUAUGUUGAAAUGUGGUUCUCCUCCAAAAUAACUAUUUCAAAACAGCCACUUUAUUUAGUAGUUACAAUGUCACCCAUGCUUUCAGAAUCUUUCCUGUUAAUGAAAGUGUAAAAAUACAUAUAUGCACACACAUA